Molecule: messenger RNA, 1203 nt
Organism: Labrus mixtus (cuckoo wrasse)
Lineage: Eukaryota; Metazoa; Chordata; Actinopteri; Labriformes; Labridae
Product: high mobility group-T protein-like
Exons: 5
Coding region: 169-768 (199 amino acids)
Biological process (GO): regulation of transcription by RNA polymerase II
Cellular component (GO): nucleus
Molecular function (GO): DNA binding, bending
Source: RefSeq, a predicted model, not a curated record
UCCGAUCAGCCGUGGUCCAAGCACGCAAACAGGGUAGGGGUAAACACACGGAGGGACUCUCGCAGCCAAAAGACCGCGCACUGACUGACGCUGCUUUGCUUUCCGUCCCAUUGUUUGAGACGAACAGACGUACCACUGGCCUUCUGUAGCUCUGUAGGGAAAUUCAAGAUGGUUAAGGAUCCAACUAAGCCGAAGGGCAAAAUGUCCUCAUAUGCCUACUUUGUGCAAACAUGCAGAGAGGAGCAUAAGAAAAAACAUCCCGAAGCCUCUGUCAACUUUUCAGAGUUCUCCAAGAAAUGCUCUGAGCGGUGGAAGACAAUGUCUUCCAAAGAGAAAGGCAAGUUUGAAGACAAGGCCAAGCUAGACAAGGUUCGAUAUGACAGGGAAAUGAAGACUUACAUUCCCCCCAUGGGCACCAAGAGGAAGCGAUACAAGGACCCCAAUGCCCCCAAGAGACCACCGUCUGCAUUCUUCCUUUUCUGUGCCGACUUUCGCGCCAAGGUAAAGGCCGAGACUCCUGGACUUUCCAUCGGGGACACAGCAAAGAAGCUGGGACAGAUGUGGAAUGAAUCUACUCCGGAGGAAAAGCAGCCUUAUGAGAAGAAGGCAUCCAAGUUGAAGGAGAAAUACGACAAGGAUGUUGUUGCCUACCGCACAAAGGGCAAAGUGGAUUCCGCACCGGCUGCUGCAGCAGAUGACGAUGAUGAUGAGGAUGAUGAGGAGGAGGGAGACGAUGAUGAAGAUGACGAUGAUGACGAUGAUGAGUAGAUUGCACAGGGUUGGAACCUGAAAUUUUGUUUAUGCCAUAUAACCCUAAUGUACUCAAUUCACCAUCUUGAAACAGAAAACAAAUUGGACAAUGUGUAUAUUUAAUGUUUUUAAGAUGUACAGUGUUAUUCUCCUUCUUUGUAAAGUUAACACUACAUAACUUAAGUUUGGGAUUUUCUAGUGGUAGCUCUUUAUCCCUGCCAUACUAUGUACCAAUUUAGGAGGACUUCAAAUCGGUAUUAAAGUAUGUAGUCUUUAGGUGUUACAACUCAAAAAUGAGAUUUCUGAGUUGGUAGUGUAUUUUUCUUUACUUUGAAAAAUAUUUUUUUAUGUGAUGUCCCAAUGUCUUUUUAUUCUUUGAAUACCACUCUAAUAUCAAAUGCAGCUGUUGACAUUCAACAAUGUCUUCAAUAAAGGUCGUUUUUUUUAAAAGAA